This is a messenger RNA of Linnemannia hyalina, 1008 nucleotides long. NCBI's taxonomy places the organism in Eukaryota, Fungi, Mortierellomycota, Mortierellomycetes, Mortierellales, Mortierellaceae. The record is from the annotation of a GenBank genome assembly.
AUGGUUUUGAUCGCCACUGCUGGCACCAACUCGAACGUCCUGAUCUCUGCAGCCCCAGCUGUAGCUCUCUCUUCUGGAUCAGAUGCUCCCACUCCCACCGUCCACACCGCCAUCCUCGCUGAUAGACCUGGCUCCUACUCCACUCAAGUCGACCAUCCAGUCGUCACCCAGGUCAUUCACAGGCGUCAGGGCGAGGAGGAUGAUGACGACUUUCGCCACCAGCUCGACCAUGUCAUGGAAUGCUAUGUCCGCACUCAAGUCGUCAAGAUCUGCAACCGUGCCAAGACUGGUGUAGAAUCCGUUGAUGAAGGUAAGGAUUCCGAGACUGAAGGCGACGUCGAGUCCUCCAAGCGUCGAAUGCAGGUUUAUGGAAAGAUUCAAUACGUCAAACCUGCCGACAUCAGGAUGCGCGAUUACCCCUCCACCUCCACCACCAUCGCUUCUGAGGAGGAGUCCGAGGAGGGUGUUGCCCUGUCCAAGCGCCGAAUGGGGAAAUCUGGGCAGAUCCAAACCGUCCACCCUGACGACUACAUGAAGCGCGAUCUUCCUUCCUCUACCACCACGCCUAAGGACGAGCAAGAGGACAAGUCAGAAUCUGUGUCCGAGUCUGCGGAUGAGUCUGUGGGUAAGGUUGAUUUGUCCAAGCGUAGAGAGAUGCCUAAUUCCUGGGUUCGCUGGAUGAGCCCCAGUAACCUCAACCAGCGCGAUCUCCCAUCCACUGCCUCCACACUUGAAUACGAGUCCACGUCCGAGUCCAAGUCUGAGAAUGGUGGCUAUUUGUCCAAGCGUCGAAUGAGAGCCAAUGGGACGAUUAGAUAUGUCAACCCUGGCCACUACAAGCGCGAGAACGUCCCCUCUGCCGCACACACCAAUACUACUAUUACCGCCGAGGAGAGGUUAAAGCCCAUGGUCGAAGAAGCGAAAGCGGAGGAAGAAAGUGUCAAACUAUCUAAGCGUCGGUUGAUCAAAUCGAUUCUCAGUACCCCAAUCAUUGGAACCAUCCGCUAG